AUGAUUCACGUUGUAGCAUUUGCUGAAUUAGAAAAGGAGAAAGCGGAUCUACUUGCAGAGCUGGCUACAUACAAAAGCCUUAACAUUACACUGCAGCAGAACCUAAAUGAAGUGCUACAAAGAGCCUUCUCAAAAACAGGUCCAUCUCUUCUUAACAGACCUUCUGCAUCUUUUGAGAGCAAACCUGACGGAGGACCAGACGAGCUGCCCAAUAGUUCAGAGGGCAACAACCCACCUCUGAAUAAAAACACUUCUCAAUCAACUCUGAGCCUUUAUGAAAUAAAGGAUGGCACGAUCCACAUAGGAGAAAAUAUUUGGAUUAGAGAAGAGGUGUGGAGGAAAAUGACAUCCACCACGAAGGAUUCUCUCUUUGUAAAAGAGAUGGCUGUGGCAUUGUGGGGGACAGCCACUUUACAAAGAAGAAGUGUGUCAGGAAAGGAGUGUCCCACAAACAGACAUUCUCAAAAGCCUCCCCUGACACCCUCCAAGUUGCAUGUUUUGAGAGUCAGUUUCAGUGACUGGCUGAAACAAAAGGAGCCUGAAAGAGGAGAGAGAGAGAAGAGGGGGAAACAAGUGUGGCAUUACAUAUCCCAAAAACUACAAGAUAUCAUAAAAAAAAGAAAGAAAAAAUGAAAAUGUAUAAUAUGUUAUUGUUCACCUUCAGUUAAUUGUUGAUAUAGUUUUCAUAAAAUCAUUUUAAUAAUUCCAAUAAUUUUGUAAAUAUUUGUUAGAAUAGCGAUGUUUUGCCUGCAAGAUUAAAUUAAAAAAAUGUUAACGUGGUUGCUUGUGGUCCUGCAGAUUAUUUAAAGUAAAAUUGGAAUGAUUUAAUUUGUCACAACACUCACUGACAGGAAAAUUGGGUCAAACACUGUGUGAUCAAUCAAAUCAAACAGUCAG
Carassius auratus (goldfish) is the source of this 897-nucleotide messenger RNA. Its product is annotated as BEN domain-containing protein 5-like. The coding region runs from base 1 to 633 and encodes 210 amino acids. NCBI's taxonomy places the organism in Eukaryota, Metazoa, Chordata, Actinopteri, Cypriniformes, Cyprinidae. Gene Ontology annotation, biological process: negative regulation of DNA-templated transcription. The transcript is spliced from 5 exons. Gene Ontology annotation, molecular function: DNA binding. The record is from RefSeq and is a predicted model, not a curated record.